This is a messenger RNA of Sinocyclocheilus rhinocerous, 1208 nucleotides long. RefSeq names its product transmembrane protein 121-like. The transcript has a single exon. The record is from RefSeq and is a predicted model, not a curated record. NCBI's taxonomy places the organism in Eukaryota, Metazoa, Chordata, Actinopteri, Cypriniformes, Cyprinidae. The coding region runs from base 168 to 1154 and encodes 328 amino acids.
UCGAGGAACAGGUUGCUCUGCUAUUAAGCAGAUUUAGAUUAACUACUGUUUCCAGGACUGCUGUGCCUUUGGGAUGAACAGUUAAGGCAACUCAUAUGGGUCUGCAAAACUCUUUUUGAUUGAACAUUCAGCCACCCAUCAUUUUUAUCUGGUCUCUCAUAAUCAACAUGGUCCCACCGCCCCCUUCCAACAAGCCACACGUUUGCCUUUCGUGUGUGCUUAUCAUGAGUAGCAUGGCGCUGCUGGACGCCUACCUUGUGGAGCAGAAUCAAGGUCCACGGAAGGUGGGCGUCUGCAUCAUGGUGAUGGUAGGGGACGUGUGUUUCCUCAUCGUGCUGCGGUACAUUGCGGUAUGGGUCGGCGCCGAAGUACGAACUGCUAAACGGGGCUACGCAAUGAUCCUCUGGUUCUUCUAUGUCUUUGUGCUGGAGAUCAAGGUAUACUUUGUCUACCAGAACUACAAGGCAGAAGGCGAGAGAGCGGACGCUCUUACCUGCAAGGCUUUGACGGUGCUGCUUUCCGUGUUUGUGCCGGGACUUUACGUUACGUUGGCAGCCAUCGACCACAUGGAAUACGUUCGUCCGCUCAAGAAGAGGGAGGAGUUGAGGAGUCGGCUGUUCUGGGUUGUGGUGGAUCUUCUCGACAUCUUGGACAUUCAGGCCAGCCUAUGGGAGCCUCAGAGAAAAGGGCUCCCUCUAUGGGUGGAGGGCCUUACUUUUUUCUACUGCUACAUACUACUUCUGAUACUGCCGUGUGUGUCGCUAAGUGAAAUUAGCAUGCAAGGUGUGAACAUUGUGCCGCACAAGAUGCUGUUGUAUCCCAUUCUCAGUUUGGUCGCCAUCAAUUUUAUUACGAUUUUUAUACGGGGAGGAAAUAUGGUGUUUUAUAGGGACAUCCGAGUGUCUGGAAUACUCAUGGGUAAGAACGUCCUCGCCAUUGUCCUGAAAACAUGCAGCUUCGUGCAGUACCGGAGACACCUGCAGGAGGCGCCAACACACGCUCUCGCUCCAGAACUACAGAGGGACGCAGUGCCACAAAGUUCUCGAGGGGCAGUGCCAGUCAUAAUGACCAUGCCCGUCACCAUGCCAACUCCGCAGGUAGUCAUACAAGAUCUCACCACACUUCCAGAAGAGCCCGAACUUGAGGAAACAUGACAAAAGGGGGAAUGAGAAGAGUUUGCACUGAGGAUACUUGGACAAUGCACAACA